UCGCUCAACCGGCAUAACUGGUAGCACCAGCUUACCGAGCAGUCAACUUUCAAUUGUUUAAACAUUUGAAUAUAAAAGUUCCAUUGGAACUGACAAAUUAUAACUUCAAACAUUUGAAAACAGAAGUUCCAUUGGAACGCGCAAAUUCUACGUUUGAAAAUUUGAAUAUUCAAAAAGAAGCCAUGGACAAGAGACAGCUGAUCGGUAGUGCUACGCGCUACAUCGCUGGCAGGCAUGCAGUCCAGACUGUUUACUGGAGAAAAUCAGCGGAGGAGGGCAAAGGGAUGCUGAAAACCACCAAGAUGACCUUCUUCGGGAAAAACGAGGGACCCAACAAAGUGGAUAGCGCGGAAAUGUUUGCGAGAGUACGCGACCGAUACAUGUGAAAUGAUACCGAGUAUCGUUCCAGUUACAACUGUGAUAUCUCUAGAAUAAGGUCUUAGGUCUAAGUUAUUUAUAAUGUAGCGAAUACCAGUGAGAGUGAUUUACCGUGACAGCGGUAUUUUUGUAAUGUGAUUGCGAGUCACCACAUAGUGCAAAUUAGUUUUUAACUGUAUUUGGAAACCUCAAUAAAAGAAGUGAAUUUGUUAAAUA
Ostrinia furnacalis (Asian corn borer) is the source of this 594-nucleotide messenger RNA. RefSeq lists its product as uncharacterized. The record is from RefSeq and is a predicted model, not a curated record. The transcript has a single exon. Lineage: Eukaryota; Metazoa; Arthropoda; Insecta; Lepidoptera; Crambidae. Bases 183 to 386 code for a protein of 67 amino acids.